UUCUUUCAAGCAGUCCAACUCUCGAUUUCAACAACAAAAACGUGAAAAAUAUUCAAACAGCAAAAGCCGCCAUCUAGUGACUCCCAAUGAGUCCCGACUUCUCCCGAAACACAAUAAUCGCAGUGUUCGACUUGUUCAGGAUUUAAAUUCCUGUGAAUUCCAAUUGUUACGUUAUUUGUUUAUUUACUUGAAUAUGUUGAACGAAAGUGAGAGACUGACGGGUGGUACACAGCAAAAUGGCGUCGUACAGCCUCUCCUCACGGAUCUUUAUCAGAUUACUAUGGCGUAUGCUUACUGGAAAGGCGGUAAAAUGGAUGAUUUUACGACUUUUGAUUUAUUCUUUCGAAAAAAUCCCUUCAGGGGAGAGUUUACUAUCUUCGCGGGUCUGGGGGAAUGCCUGAAGUUCAUGGAAAAGUUCCGGUAUUCAGACAGUGAUAUUGAGUACUUGAAAACAACGAUGCCAGAGUCUGUUGAGCCCGAGUUUUUUGAGUACCUGAAAGAUCUAACACCAGUGGAUGUUACGAUUUAUGCUAUUGAAGAAGGUUCUGUUGUUUUUCCUAGAGUGCCAUUAAUGAAGGUGGAGGGUCCCUUAAUAAUGGUCCAAUUACUGGAAACAACUCUAUUGACUCUGGUAAAUUACGCAAGUCUGAUGGCAACGAAUGCAGCUAGAUAUCGCAUGGUAGCUGGUAAUAACGUAUCACUUCUUGAAUUCGGUCUACGUCGUGCACAAGGUCCUGACGGUGGCCUAAGCGCCUCAAGGUACAGCUACAUAGGUGGGUUUGAUGGAACCAGUAAUAUCCUUGCUGGUAAACUUUUCGAUAUCCCAGUGCGAGGAACUCACGCUCAUGCCUAUAUCAACUCUUUCGCCGGAAUCGACGAAUUGAAGCUCAGAACACUGAGACACAAGGAGACAGGGGAGGAAUUCAAUCUCCUUGACCUUGCGUGCCAGUAUCGUGAGGCAAUAGCUUCUGAUCUCGAUGCACUUGUAAUGGAAGCAUCUGACAGUGAACUUGCCGCACUCGUAAGCUUUGCCAUUGCCUUUCCCGAUGGUUUCAUGGCACUCGUCGAUACUUACGAUGUCAAAAGCAUAAAGUCAUCGAUCGAGCGGCAGAUGCGCGUAAGCAGCUCAAAACUUAAUUCUAAUGAUAAUAAAACCGAGUUCGAGGUCGGUAAUGACGGAUAUAACUUGAAUAAUCAGACGAUUAAGUCAGAACCCCACAAGAAUGGCUUUAAUGCCAAUCAACGAGACUGGUCCCGCAAGAGCCUCACAAGAACACCAUCACACAACAGUGACUUUUUAAAACCAGGCGAAUUGGGCGAGCUCUGUGUGAGGAAGAGACAAUAAUCAGUUUGAAUGAGCAGAAUCAUCAGAUCGAUUGCUUCGGGGUGGGAACUCACUUGGUCACAUGCCAGAGACAACCUGCUCUUGGUUGUGUGUACAAAAUGGUGGAAAUUAAUGAUCAACCGAGAAUUAAACUUAGUCAGGAAGUGGAUAAGGUCACAAUACCAGGGAGAAAGAAUGCUUAUAGACUCUAUGGAGCUGAUGGACAUGCGUUGAUCGAUCUUUUGCAAAGAUCCACUGAGCCUGCACCUCAGGUUGGGAGCAGAGUCCUGUGCAGGCAUCCUUUUCAGGAAUCCAAGAGGGCCUAUGUCAUUCCUACCAGAGUUGAGACUUUACACAGGAUAUACUGGAAGAAUGGAAAAGUCGUCCUUCCAAUCCCCACUCUCCAAAAGGCAAGGAGUCGUGUACAAGAAUCACUGAAAACUUUGAGAACUGAUAUCAAACGCAGUCUAAAUCCGACCCCGUACAAGGUGGCAGUCAGUGAUGAUUUAUACACCUACAUCCAUGAUCUGUGGGUUCAGAAUGCCCCGAUUGGUGAACUGUCAUGAAAGAGUUGUCGAAUUGAAGCAGUCGAAUACUUCAAACCCACGAUUUUUGUAAAAAUUGGAGUAAAAUAUCGACACGAGUAAGAAUAUUCGAUUACAUAAAUAUCUCCAAUAAUUAUUUGUGCUCCAUUUUUAUGGGUAAUUUUGGUAUUUCAAGAGCCAAAAGUUGUAUUGUAGCCUCCGAAAUGGAAAAACUAGUGGAGGAAGUACAAAAUGUAUGUGAAAAUUAGAAACGAAACUUCGAUAAUCACGUGAUUUCUAAAUGCAUAAUCAAUGUAAAUCAAAUUUUUCUGAGAGAAAUCAUUUUCCGACCUAAAACGAUAUUUUGAGAUAGUAGCUGCCUAUACAUAUGCACAGAAUGAAUAAUAGAAUACAAUUGGAUAAUGCGAGAAUCGUUACAAUAUGAUUAAUCAGACUAGAGGUUAACCUGGAUUGGACACAGAUUUUUCAAUCUAGAGGCUUUAUCGAGUUUCCCUCAACAGGGACAUACAUUUUGUUAAUCAAGAGAGGAAUUGCUGAUUAUGUAGCCAAGUGGUAUGAGGAGAAAAAACUAUGACUUCAACGAAGUCUACAGAAAUACUUUUGCUUCUGAAGUGAUUCUCAGAGUUGAUUUAUGGUCGCUUGAAAAUAUUGCAUAAAAAAUAUGAUGCAGGUCUUCUUUUUAUUAUUUCUUUUCCAUUACCACUUCGCUACUCAAUUCGCAUAUUUCAGUCACAAAUAUAUUCAUACUGCAUAUGUAGAUAAUUGUAUUAUCAGCACCAAUUCAUAAAAAAUUUACGGUACAAAAACUAGAAAAAGUGAACCAAUGGAUUAUUUCCUUCUUCA
Messenger RNA from Fopius arisanus, 2712 nucleotides. RefSeq names its product nicotinate phosphoribosyltransferase (gene Naprt). Gene Ontology annotation, molecular function: nicotinate phosphoribosyltransferase activity. Gene Ontology annotation, cellular component: cytosol. Gene Ontology annotation, biological process: NAD+ biosynthetic process via the salvage pathway. The record is from RefSeq and is a predicted model, not a curated record. Lineage: Eukaryota; Metazoa; Arthropoda; Insecta; Hymenoptera; Braconidae.